This is a messenger RNA of Cooperia oncophora, 591 nucleotides long. Lineage: Eukaryota; Metazoa; Nematoda; Chromadorea; Rhabditida; Trichostrongylidae. The record is from the annotation of a GenBank genome assembly.
AUGGAGGAAGAGGAAGAAACACCGAACGAGGAAGAAACACCGAUAACAUGGAAGAAGAGGGUCAAGAUGGCUCUGCCCCAUGCGGCACUCUACUUCGCGUUGUUCAUGUACCUUAUGGCCGGAGCGGCGCUGUUCUAUCGGUUGGAAUACGAGGCGGAUGAGAAGAUUCAAAGCGAAAAACUUGACCGAAUUAAGCAUGACUAUCGAGUUAUUGAUGCAGCUCUUCGAGAGAUGGCUCCUCAGGAGGCCUACGACGCUUACCGAGAUCGGAUUUUUGAGCAAAUUGGAGAGUUGUCGUCAUUGCACGAAAACCGGCCAUUCCAAUUACAAGAUGGAAUGCCAUCCGAAGAAGCCCUCCACCACGAUGGAGCCGGAACAACAACUGGUUAUUCAUAUGCGGUGCCGGUUACUCUAUUUGGUCAACUUUUGGCGAUCAUUUAUGGUUUACUGGGGAUUCCAGUGAUGGUCCUGGCAGCUGUCGAUAUUGGCCGAUUCCUUUCGCAUAUCGUACUGGAACUUUAUGCCAAAGUAAGUUGCUCAUCGAUCGUUGGGUUCGUGAAUUUCGAUCUACCAUUUCUUCCAGGACGAUAG